GCUCUCUCAGUCAGUGUGUCGUUACCAUUGAAUUCGAUUCGUUCGAAUGUUUUAAGUUACCGAACCAAAGAAGUAGAAAACAAAAAAACUUUUACAACAUUAUCCAAAACGUAAUAAUACCAAAGAAAAACAACAACAAAAGUUCUCGAGUUUCCGCUGUUUGUGAUAUAUACAACGCAUUACUGUUUCGUUCGUGGCACAGGUUUGAUCCUGCGGUGGUGGUGCGCGUCCUUCAGUUUUCGCUCGUCUUUGAUCGAUUGGAGGAUGUGAAUCCGGUGCAGUGGCUUCAUUUGGCAAGGAUAUCAGGCUGGCGGGUUUAGAGCCGUCGCCGUCGGAAGGCGACAAGGACUGCCUGACCACCUACGUCUUCAAUCCAGUGGAUUCGUGUACACCGAGCCCGCUGAAUUCGCACGGAGAUGGCGUCCGGACGCCGGAAACGCUGCGGGCCGGCAGCUCGCUCACCUACGACAGGAAGUCCCUGGGUCGUGCCAACUAUAUGGCCGAGUACGACCCGGAGGUGGUGAAGGACUCCAAAUGCUACGACCUCUACACGAUCAGCAAGGAGGAGAGGACGUACGACGAGCCGUUCGCCGGAGAUCCUCAGGCCAACUCCGGUCGAAGGUCCUGGCUCUGCUGUCCAGGUACCCAGCAGCAACAACAGCAGAGGCUGGAGGUCGAGCAGCCGCCGCUCGUCGACGUCAGGAUGGUCGCUCCCAUGGAUAUCUCUUCGCCGAUCACGCAGCCGCCCCACAUUUUCUGCAACGCCACUUGCGAGAGAUUGCAGCAGCAACUGGACGAGCAGGCGCAACGGUACGAAGAGCAACUCACGGAAUUGCACUCCGUGAUUGCGGAACUGACCCGGAAGUUGCAUCAGCAGCGGACGAUGGCCAUCGCCGAGGAGGAUGAGACUUCCGAGGCCUGUACCAGCGCCCACGAUGAUUCGAUGACGUGUCCGUUGGAAGUUAGCGAACUGGAGCCGGCCGAAAACGAUCUAUCCGAUUUGGAGAACAAACUUCCGUUGUCAGAGAGUCCACUUGAGCUUCCUGAACCGAAGCUCACAUCAUCUCAUCAUGAGACGAACGCGGAAAUAUCUCCGUAUUCGGAAAUUGUGGAUCCAUUACGCGCGGAAAUCGUCAGUUUGAAAGCCCAACUGAUGGAGUCCGAGGCGAAAUUGGCAAGGGCGACCCUGCAAAACGGAUGCUCCGAUUCCGAUAACAAAUGCCUGGAUUCACCGGAGUCCCAUAUCGAGACCGAUUACGAGCCGAAGUUAAUAGACACCAAAGCGGACAUCAAGUACAGCAACAUCGUGCCAAUACAUAAAGCGAACAUCCGGAACGGGUACCAGGCCAGCAACAACAUGCCGGUAUCGAAGAUGGCCGAGAGGAUCAAAUUGAAAAGGGCGACGGACCAGAGGGAGGUGAAUCCCAACGACCUGAUCAACGGGGAUCUUUCGACCGUCGUUGCAGAACAUAUCGUAGGAGAUAUCUUGAGGCAGUGCGACGCACAGAGCGAGAAGCAGGCAGUCGAUAUCGAAUUCAAAAGGAUAUCCUCGAAGCUUGAGCAUGCCAGGUCUCAGAACUCGGUGCUCGCUCUGACGCUCACGGAGACAAAGGCUCAUUGUGACAGGUUGGCGUUAUUGUGCGGCAAAUACGAGUCAAAUGCGAUUGCUUUGAGAUUGGCACUGGGUGUCACGGACAGGGCGAUUGAAGCCUACGACGUUCUACUCGCGCUGCUGGAGACCGAAGUUGCUAUGACUGAUCCGACGCCGGAAUCCGUCGAGAACCGUGCAGCCGCAGAAUCCAUUGCCAAACAAUUGUUGAUACAUCUGGACACCUACCAAAGUACCGACGUUCUUCUAUCGCCCUGGCAAAACCAUGUGUACAACAGUCCAACAUCAGAAUGCGGAGAGCUUUGGAACACGGACCAUGAAAAUAGAUUACGCGAGCAUGUGUCGCGUUUAAAGGAGGAACGCAGCAACAUCCAAGGCACUUACGUAAUGCUGGAAUCGACCCAAGUCGAGAAUCCACCAAUACGCGCUGCGAGUAACCAGGAGGCGAGAAAAAUUGAUUUGGAGAUGGCCGUACUGAUGCAGGAAUUGAUGGGACUGCGCGAGGAUAAAACGGAUUUGCUCUCUAAGCUUUUCGUGCUGGAGAAGGAGAAGAGCGCGCUCGAGGUGAAAUUGAAGUACGUCGAUGGGCAGCAAAGGGCCCAAGGUGCGGCUCUGAAGAACCUCCAGGGACAGCUUAAGGACACCGAAGCGCUGCUCGCGUUGGCCACUCAGAACAAGGAUAAAGGUUAUACCGAUGCCGAUCACGCCCAAGGUAUUGAACUAGAGCUGAUGCAGGCUUUGGCCAGAGAAGCCAGGUUGAAGGUGCGCCUUCAGGAGCUUAUUGCCACUCUCGAACAGGUCACCAAGAACGCUGAGGCUCGACUUCUGGAAGGACGAGAAAUUGUCCAUGAUCUCAAUCAUACAAACAGUGUGCUGGCCGAAACGGUAGAUAGGAAUAACAAAAAAUAUCAAGCUAGAUUUAAGAAGAUGGAGCAGCAGAUGAUGGUGAUGGUGGAGAGACACACGGCUCAGGUUCAAAACUUGCAGCAGAGAAUAACCACGUUGGAAUCGCCGACGCCAAACACGAGCUCGGAAAUAUCAAACAGCUCUUCCGUCGCCGUUUAGAUGAAACAGGGAGAAGAUGGGAGAAACAGUAAUAAUUAUAAUUAAAAAUAAUAUCUUGUUGUUGAUGUAAUAAGGCUUUAGUCAUAAAUGUUUUUAAGGAACUAAACUUAGGAUUAAACGUUUAAGCGCAAAUGUUUUAAAUAGUCGGUAAGUGAGGAAAGGAAUAACGAAAGAUUUAUUUUAUUACCGUACAAUGUAUAAAAAGAAAUUGAUUAAUUAAGGACAACCUUCAUGAUUUUCUCUCUUCUAUUCCACCUCCUCUAUCUCUGUAUCAAUUUAUUAUUUUGUUUGUAUCAAUAUCAAUUUUUUUUUCUUAUAAUUUGCGCGAAAUCAUUUCGUUUCUUUCAUUUCUAUCUGUGAUUUCAUCCACACUGUGUAUACUAAUGUAUAAAAAAUAUAUAUUUACGCUAAGUAUUGAAACAAUUGACUGAUAUUAUAAACAAACGCUGAACUAUAUGCAUGAUUUCGUUCAUAUUAUUUUAGUUUUGUAUUAUUAUUAUUUUUUCAUUUUACUUUUUUUUUUGAUAUAAAUA
Nicrophorus vespilloides is the source of this 3207-nucleotide messenger RNA. Its product is annotated as colorectal mutant cancer protein. The record is from RefSeq and is a predicted model, not a curated record. Bases 497 to 2674 code for a protein of 725 amino acids. Lineage: Eukaryota; Metazoa; Arthropoda; Insecta; Coleoptera; Silphidae. Gene Ontology annotation, molecular function: calcium ion binding. The transcript has 11 exons.